Plasmodium reichenowi is the source of this 1632-nucleotide messenger RNA. RefSeq lists its product as hypothetical. Lineage: Eukaryota; Apicomplexa; Aconoidasida; Haemosporida; Plasmodiidae. The coding region runs from base 1 to 1632 and encodes 543 amino acids. The transcript has 2 exons. The record is from RefSeq and is a predicted model, not a curated record.
AUGCGAAGGUACCUGUUGAUUACCUGUUUGUUUGUCUUGUGCUACGAAAAAUUAAAGCAUGUGAACUUUUUAAAGUGGGAGCAGGAAAAAGAUUUUUAUUAUAUAAAUAACGAGAAAUUAUUAAAAAGGGUAUUAAAUAAUGUAGAGCAAGUAAAUGUAAAACAAACUAAGGAAAUAACAAAAGUUGAUAAACCCAUAGGAUUUGUUAUAAGGAAAGAGAAAUUUGUUACGUUAGACAAAGAAACAAAAGAAGAAAAGAUCCUUAAGGAUAAUUUGGUAGAAGCUAUAUUAGUUGAUCCUAAGAAAGAUGAAGAAUUAAAAGUUGAUAUAAAAGAAACAAAUAUAGAUGAAGAUAGUAAAAAAAAAAAACAAAAAAAAGAAAAUGAAAUUAUUAAAGAUGAUACAUCUAAGGAUAAGGAUUUGUAUUCAUUUCCUAAAGAUCCGAUUACUCUCCAUAAAAAAAAAUUAAAAGAAGAAAAGAAUUUUGUUAUGAUAAAAGAAUUUGUAAAAGAUUUAUCUAGUCGAGAUGAAAAUGUAUUAAUAUCUAAUGUGAACAUUUUUUUAAAAAGAAUAUUUAAUUUGAUAUUGAGGGAAAAAAUAAUUACUGCAAUGUGUUCAGAUGUGCAAAAUGAGGGAAUACAAAAUAAUGACACACAAAAGAAGGGCACACAAAAUAAUGACACACAAAAUAAUGACACACAAAAUGAUAACACACAAAAUUAUGAUGGCAAAGAUAACAAUUCAGAAUGCUUGAAAAAUAAUAAGAAUUGUAAUUUCGAUAACAAAAUCAAGAUUAAAGAUUGUAAUAAGGGUUCCAUAAGUUGUUUUUUGUCAAACAUUAAAAAUGAAGAAUUUUAUAAAGCUCCAGAUUUAUUUAAAUAUUAUAUAUCAUUAGAAAGAAUGUUGAGGAGCUCUUCUAUUCGAUCUAAAACAGAUAGGAUAUCAAAAUAUUUUACUUUUUAUCCAAUAUCUAUAGAUAAAGAAUAUUAUGAAGAGAAAAUAAAUAAUCAUGCAUUUUUAGAAGCAGUUAGAAAUAUAUUAUUUGAUUUACAUGAAGGAAAUAAAAAGGAUAAAAAAAAGGUUUUUUCGAGUUUUGUAAUAGUUGUAGAUACAUUAAUAUCUUUAAUAAAACAAGAAAAGGUAGUAAAAGAAAUGUAUAUAUUUAUACAUUUAUUUUUUCAAGAUUUAAAUUUAUUAAAUAAAAAAAUAUUAGACAUUCUAUUAAAAAGUUCUUUUAAGCCAGGAACAUCAUAUAAUAUUCCAGAUUUCAAUAAGAAAAAUUUUGAAUUUAUUUUAUCAAGAAUAUAUACAAGAUAUGUUUUAAAUAAUUUAUUAAAUAGGACAUUCAAUAAUUCAGAUACCAUCCAUAUGUCUGAUUUUUUAAAUAACAAAAUAAAACCUUUCAAUUUUAGUUUUACGGAAACAAGUGUGAACUUGCUAAAGAAUGAGAGCAUUCAGAUAAGGGAUGAUGACCUUUUGGUGAGCGAAGAAAAUUUGUGUAAAUAUAUACCUAUCAAAAAAAAAUUAUUAUAUGAAAAACUUAACAAGACGAGGAAAGCUGCAGAGGAAGCAAUACUGGAUUAUAUAUUUAAACUUUUAUUGAGAAAAUUACAUGAAUUUAUAACAGAAUAA